AUGGCCGAGGCCUUGAACAACAGCCACUCCUCGGGGAAGGGUUUAAUUAGACGGCUCUCUAACCGGGCGACGAAGUUUGCCAGCAGGACUCGGCGCCAGUCGGCAGCAGCUCCUCUGAGCCGGGAAGGAAGCGUAGGUCCAGGAAUCCUUCGACGCAGGAGUGAUAGCACCAACACGGCACCUGCGGCGGAGACCGUCCUGCUAACGGAUUCCGACGACGAGUUCCAUCCUGACGAGAUGAACGAGCUUAGCUCUAUUUACGGCGCGGAGAGUAUGGCCCGAGAUUUUUCUUCGGGCAGCGCUGCUCCGUCAUUGGCAUCUGCAUCAUUUGUGGAUGUCCCUACCGGGCCAGUUGUUCCAAUGGCAUUGGUAAAGGGGACUUAUCUACAUAAGAUAUCCAAGAAGAAGAAAUCGAAGCGCUUGCUCUUCAUCCUCGAGGCCGAUGCCGGCAAAGUCACUUGGGAGAAGGGUCGUUCAACCAAAUGCAUUUACAUCGACGAUAUCAAGGAAGUUAGGAUAGGUUCCGACAUCCGCCAGUAUCGUAUCGACUACGGAAUUCCCGAAUCGGAGGAAGGCCGCUUCUUCACUAUCUUCUAUGCUGUGCCUGACAAGUCAAGGAGCAAGACAAUGCACUUGGUUGCCGAGGAUGAAGAGACAUUCGCACACUGGGUUAAUGCCCUAGACACGAUAUCGAAGCAUCGAGAGGUACAUAUGGCUUCGCUGAUGGCGUUCAACGAUAGCGCUAUCCGUGGAUACUGGAACGGCGAGAUGACUAAACAGUUCGAGAACCGUCAGCACUCCCCUGGCGAAGAGAAGAUGGAUUUCCCCGGCGUCGAACGUGUUUGCCGGAAUCUUCACAUCCACAUGGCCCAAAAGGAGCUCCGUGCGAAGUUCAAUAUUGCUGACCAGACCAGAUCCGGCCGGCUAAAUUUCUCCGAAUUCCAGGUAUUCGUCCGUGAGAUGAAACGCAGAGAAGACAUUCGAAAGGUGUAUCUCAACUUCGCUUCGGAGCCGGAGAGGGGUAUUGCUUUUCCUGAAUUCGUGCGGUUCUUACGAGAUGAACAAGGCGAAGACGUCGAGAGCAACCUCUCCCUAUGGGAGAAUAAGUUUAUUCGUUAUGCUCGUCGGGGUGGGAAGCACGGAAUGGAUACGUCCUUUCAGCGCCUCGAUAAGGACUCGAUCACGAUGAACGAGCACGCGCUUGUAGCCUAUCUUACGUCGAAGGACAAUUGCCCGCUUGUACGUGCGUCGCCUACCGAGUACUCGCUCGACCGACCUUUCAACGAAUACUUCAUCUCUAGCUCGCAUAACACUUACCUUGUCGGCCGUCAAAUCGCAGACGUUGCCUCCAUCGAAGGCUACAUUUCGACUCUUGUCCGAGGUUGUCGUAGUGUCGAGAUUGACUGUUGGGAUGGGUCAGACGGUCAGCCGAUAGUUAAGCACGGAUAUGCCAUGACGAAUGCUAUCUCAUUCCGCGAGGUCAUCAACACUGUCAACAAGUACGCCUUUGUCGCCAGUCGUUUCCCACUUUGGGUUUCGCUUGAGGUCCAUUGCGGUGCUGCGCAACAAGAAGUCAUGGCAGAAAUCAUGAGGGACAUAUUCGGCUCUCGUCUAGUUACGGAGCCAUUGGACCCAUCCUCAACAACGCUUCCGACGCCUUCGGAACUCAAGGACCGGAUCCUCAUCAAGGUAAAGGGUACGCAUCAAACCCACGAGCCGCAGCGCACUGGCGGAGAACCUACAACGGGUCGUCGACGCGGGAAUAGCCUGACAUCUCCCUUCUCGAAGCCAGUCUCUUCCGAUAAUGCUCCUAUCCCGGCUCGGUACUUGUCAAGCCCACUACUAGGUCCCACACCCAGACCUCCUCGUCGUGGCGUAGUAGGCGAGCGCGUAGACACUAUUAAUGAAGGCCAGGUACACGAUACGGUCAGCAGCAGCACGAGCGAAUGCGAUAGCGAAGAAGAGAAGCGAGGGAAGCGACGGACAAGCAAAAUAGUCAAGAAAUUGGGCGAGCUCGGUGUCUAUUGUAGCGGUGUCAAGUUUCACGGUUUCGAAUCGGCUGAAUGCAAGAAGAGCAACCAUAUUUUGUCCUUUAUGGAAGGUACAUUUAGGAAGCACUCCAAAGCAUCGGAUUCGAAACUGGCCUUGUCCCGUCAUAAUAUGCGUUACAUGAUGCGCGUGUAUCCCCAAUACUCCCGUCUAUCUUCUGACAAUUUCAACCCUAUGAUGUACUGGCGGAGAGGCGUACAAAUGGCUGCGCUCAAUUGGCAGACUUUUGACCUCGGCAUGCAGCUAAAUCAAGCUAUGUUCGACGGAGGCACCGACCAGUCAGGGUAUGUGCUAAAGCCAGAGUCGAUGCGUGAGAUCCGAAUACUCCCCGACGGCUUGCCCAUAGAGGCUAUCGGCAAACUGGAACGUCAAAACAUGUCCUUCCACAUCAAUGUUAUCUCCGCGCAACAACUCAUACGCCCGUCGUCCUUGCCUUCUAACCGCACCCUGGAUCCGUACGUCGAGAUCGAAAUCUUCCACACUAACGAUAAACGAGACAAGCAUGACAGCAUGGCCGGUGUCUCCAUUCUUACGGAUACUCCUCUUAAGGCGGCCACGCCCGUCGUGAAAGAGAAUGGCUUCAACCCCGAGUUCAACCACAAUGCCAAAUUUGUCGUCACUACCAAGCACCCGGAGCUGGUCUUUGUCAGAUUCAGUGUCAAGCUUUCCAGCGACGGAGAAAACACCGGUCGAAAUACCACCAUCGCGACCUACAUGGCCAAGCUCAAUGGUCUGAAGCAGGGCUAUCGAACCUUGCCAUUACUGGAUUCCAAUGGUGACCAGUAUCUAUUCUCAACCUUGUUUUGUCACAUUAAAGUCGACCCGAUCACCAGUGUUUACGUACCAAAGGCCCGUGAAAAUAAUGGCGGCGAGGCCGUUGGCAAGUUGAAGAACAUCAGCCGGAAUGUAUUCAACAGAUCAUCCGCCAAUAGCACUAAGUCAAGCUUUGAAAAGAGCAGUGUCGAUGGUGGCUAUUCCGACUCAUCGCAACAUCCCUUUAUAUAA
Annulohypoxylon truncatum is the source of this 3054-nucleotide messenger RNA. Its product is annotated as PLC-like phosphodiesterase. The coding region runs from base 1 to 3054 and encodes 1017 amino acids. Lineage: Eukaryota; Fungi; Ascomycota; Sordariomycetes; Xylariales; Hypoxylaceae. The transcript has a single exon. Gene Ontology annotation, biological process: lipid metabolic process; phosphatidylinositol-mediated signaling. The record is from RefSeq and is a predicted model, not a curated record. Gene Ontology annotation, molecular function: calcium ion binding; phosphatidylinositol-4,5-bisphosphate phospholipase C activity.